Molecule: messenger RNA, 735 nt
Organism: Aureobasidium namibiae CBS 147.97
Lineage: Eukaryota; Fungi; Ascomycota; Dothideomycetes; Dothideales; Saccotheciaceae
Exons: 2
Coding region: 1-735 (244 amino acids)
Source: RefSeq, a predicted model, not a curated record
AUGGGCAUCGAAUACAGCACCGCCAAAUGGCUCGCACCAGCCUCGUUCAUCUACGAUUUCGCUGCUCAGCAGUAUGGACUGAACAGCACACCUUCGAUGAAGCAAAUCAAUGAUAGAAACACGUCUUUCUGGAGCCCUCAACCUUACUUCAUUGGUGGCUUCUUCGCACCUCAGCAGAUCGUACAGUUGGCCUGGUUGUACCGCCUGUGGAAGCUCGACCCCAGCAAGCCGAAGGAGAAGAGCGAGUUGGACCAGAUCGUCAACUUUGUCCCAUACUACGCCCUUGGAAACGUCUGCAUUGGCACAUGGAUGUUUUGGUGGAACUCAGAAGCCUUGAAGAUCUCUAACAUAUUCGUUGUCAUCAACUCGUUCAGUCAACUUUACUUUAUCUUCACCAAACUUGGACCUAUGAACACCAAGAGUCUCUCGUCCGUUCUCACGCACGUCAACGCAAAGACCUUCGCUGGCAUUGGUGUUCUCGACUUCCUUCACAACCUGAGUGUUGCAUACUACAAGGGCGCUCUGCCUAGCCCUGCCAUCAAGGCUAUUACCGGUGCCGGAUUUGCUGGUCUCGCUGCAUGCAGCGACUGGAUCUUCGGUGGAUGCCUCGUCUACGAUCUUGUUGCCCUGAGCGUCGGCCAGGCCACUUUGAACAACCCCGACUGGAGCAAGAUGUUGGGUGGAUUCGCAGUCAUGACUGCCGGCAUUGUUGGCCUGAGAAACUACUUCAUGUAG